Molecule: messenger RNA, 573 nt
Organism: Gryllus bimaculatus (two-spotted cricket)
Lineage: Eukaryota; Metazoa; Arthropoda; Insecta; Orthoptera; Gryllidae
Source: the annotation of a GenBank genome assembly
GACCCCCUGAGCAAUCCGGCGUCUUGCCGCGCGGCGGGCUCGUUCUCCGACCCGCCGACGUACAAUGGCUUCCGCGAGUCUGCCCCGCGCGCGCCCUGCCCCCCCGCCCUCUCCAUCUCACUCUCCUCGCCCCGCCCCGGCUCGUCCGAGGACGCGCGCGCGCGCGCGCUCGCUCGCUUGGCGUGGAACGAUGCGGCGCGGCAAGUGGUUGGGGUAAUUUCUCGCCCGCGCCACGGGGUAAUCUUCGUGGGAAGUGAGCGGUUCGGGGGCAGCGGCGUGCUGCUUCUCCAGGCGGUCGCUGCGUCGUCCGUCGUUCGCUGGCGCGGCGCGUCGGUCCGGCACACCCCGCUCGCCACCGCCGCCACCGCCGCCGCUGCAAUGGUUUACCAACCUGACGUAUCGAUGGACGUAGAACUUGGCGACGUCGAAGCGUUUACUUGGAUACUUGGUAGUGAAGUUUAUUUAGAUACGAAUGUGUCGUUCAAGAAUCACUGGAUAAAGGACGACUUCGUAGUAGAGAAAAUUACAGAAUCUUCAUUUUUAACUAAUGAAAAUGCUUUUUCUCGCUUUAAA